CCACUAAAUAUGUUGACGUACCAAGAAAUAGAUGUAUAAUCCGUGCCUUUAGGUUAUAAUAAAUGAGGUCAGAGUAAUAAAAGUGUAGGCCCCUAAGAGCUAAACAUGUUGUUAUGAUCGUCUAGGGUGACACAAGCAGCGACCUCACAAGGUUGGCGUCACAGUGCCGGUGUGGCUCAUUUACAUAAUAUUAAGAUAUUAUCAUAGUGAACAUUCCGAAAUGCAGGAUGGGAAUUUCUAGCAAAAAGCAAUUUCGAUACGCCUUAAGCCAAGAGCGUUAUCUACAAGACUGUAUUGCGCAGUUAAAAUUUCGUAAAAUUAUCGUGAGAGAUCAAGCCGUUAGUCUAUAUACAUGUACCUUUUUUUCUGAUAAUUUUUUGUUGGUUCUUACAAUCAUGAAGAAGUGUUGUCGCUGUAUGAAUCUGAAAAAGGGCUCCAUUGCAAGUGCGAUAGGGUAUAUGAUCAUUGGGAUCUUAGUGCUGGGCCUGUAUGGCUGCCUGCUUAGUUUGAUAUAUCAAUACGAUGGCACCUUUGAUUACGGAUUUCGGUUCUACUUGAUCUUGGCGGAAUUCGCUGUGAUGUCACUGUGGGUCCUGUUCUCCAUUCUUCUCAUCAUAGGCGUGGGCAUCCGUGGGAUGUUUUUACCUUGGAUUAUUUGGGCCGCGGCUCUCGUUGUGUUGGAAGAGAUUCAGUUUAUCCAGUAUUUCCUUAUAAUUGAUCGCUUGUUUACCGACCCAAUCUCGGCAGUGGCAUUCAUUUUAACAGUAGUGAUAGUUCUUGUUAAUAUUUUCGCCAUAGCGUGUGUCUCGGCACAUUACAGACAACUCUCCACCGUGACAGGAAGCAUUGAAAUGCAGCCUCACUACCCUGAAAAACACGCCAUCUGAAAGGAAAAUGCCACCACUGAAGUUCAGUACGACCAAAAUUAGUGUGCGCCCAACUUUGCUAACUAUCGGACACUUUCACCUCACGAGGUCACAGAUUUGGUGAAUCUCUUUUUAUAUAUAUUUUGCACAGCAAUAACGUCAUAGCUCAGCCGAGUUUUGGC
Molecule: messenger RNA, 1048 nt
Organism: Lingula anatina
Lineage: Eukaryota; Metazoa; Brachiopoda; Lingulata; Lingulida; Lingulidae
Source: RefSeq, a predicted model, not a curated record